This is a messenger RNA of Anoplopoma fimbria (sablefish), 1173 nucleotides long. RefSeq names its product X-ray repair complementing defective repair in Chinese hamster cells 2 (gene xrcc2). The record is from RefSeq and is a predicted model, not a curated record. The transcript has 7 exons. Gene Ontology annotation, biological process: DNA strand invasion; double-strand break repair via homologous recombination. Lineage: Eukaryota; Metazoa; Chordata; Actinopteri; Perciformes; Anoplopomatidae. Gene Ontology annotation, molecular function: four-way junction DNA binding; ATP-dependent DNA damage sensor activity; ATP binding. The coding region runs from base 161 to 1033 and encodes 290 amino acids. Gene Ontology annotation, cellular component: replication fork; Rad51B-Rad51C-Rad51D-XRCC2 complex; centrosome.
CUGCAGAGAAGAAGAAGAAGGAGGAGGAGGAGGAGGAGGAGAAGAAGAAGAAGAAGAAGAAGAAGAAGAAGAAGGAGAAGAAGAAGAAGAAGAAGAAGAAGAAGAAGAAGAAGAAGAAGAAGGAGGAGAAGAAGAAGAAGAAGAAGGAGAUCGUGCUGUAAUGACUGAAAGUGGCGCUCAGCUUUUUGCUCGUCUGGACGCCCGUCGCUGUCUGAAGGACAUUGAACCUCGACUGUUUCCUGAAGAUGGAGGACCUGACCAUGGUGAGGUGGUGGAGCUGUAUGGAACAGAGGGAACAGGUAAGACGGAGUUGCUCUACCACCUGCUGUGUCGCUGCGUGUUGCCGGUGGCAACCGGCGGUCUGGAGGUGGACGUUGUGUUCGUGGACACCGACUACAGUCUGGACAUGUUACGACUGGUCAGCAUCCUGGACAGCAGACUGAAUGCUGCUCGUUCUACCGGCUCGUCUUUGGCCGGUUCAGAUGAGGCGGCGUUGCGUUCAUGUUUGUCCCGCCUCCUGGUUGUCCACUGCUCCUCCUCCUCCCAGCUCGUCCUCACCCUCCACUUUCUUGAGACUUCCCUGUCGUCGCGGCCUGGACUUGCACUCCUCCUCAUCGACAGCAUCUCCGCUUUCUAUUGGCUGGACCGCUGCGAGGGCGGGGCCAGCGUCGCCAAACAGGAAGAGAAACUCAACAAGUGUGCAGAGCUGCUGGGUCGGCUGCUCAGGGAUUACAGAAUCACUGUCUUCGCCACCUGCCACGCCAUCAGGAGGAGCUACAAUGGACCAUCCUGCUCCUCCUCCUCUGACUACGACCGGCCGUACCUCUGUCGCCCCUGGCAACGUCUGGUGACCCACCGGCUGCUGUGCUCCAGGCAGGAGGCUGCAAACAACAUGGCCGCCCCAGCAGGAGGCAGCAAGGAGCAAAGGGGACAGCAAGUCUUUACCGUCCACUGCACCUCCUCCUGCUCCAGGACGAAGGCUUACAGGAGCAGCUCCUUCUAUGUGAUAGAUGGAGGGGUGAGGUUCAUCUGAACUGCCACUGACUGAGCUGCUGCUCACAAAGUAAACAUCAACCCUCUAUGUCCAUGAGUUUGUUGGUUUUGUUUGUUCUUUUUAUAUUUGGAUUCAUGUAUGAAUACAUUUUUCAACUUUGAAUUAAAGUAUUGAUCCAG